Messenger RNA from Danio rerio (zebrafish), 5913 nucleotides. It is a transcript of the gene fzd4, whose product is annotated as frizzled class receptor 4. The record is from RefSeq and is marked validated. NCBI's taxonomy places the organism in Eukaryota, Metazoa, Chordata, Actinopteri, Cypriniformes, Danionidae. Gene Ontology annotation, cellular component: membrane; plasma membrane. Gene Ontology annotation, molecular function: signaling receptor activity; Wnt receptor activity; transmembrane signaling receptor activity. Gene Ontology annotation, biological process: Wnt signaling pathway; cell surface receptor signaling pathway.
CGCGACUGCGCCACGGACACACGGACGAGCUUCAAAACGACUGAUACCCGUAGUAGACAGCGCUGUACGGUUUACUCCGGAACGGGACUAACGGGACACGGUGCCGUUUCGCACUUUAAACGGAUUGGCUCGCUCUGGCACGGGAUUGUGAGAAAGUUUUUUUGUCUAUAGGCGCGUUUGAACUCCGGUAGGCUGGAAUUUUAACGCUCCCGUGAUUUGCUCGGACUUUUUAUCAAUCGGAUUGUGUCGCUAUGGCUCGGUUUGAGUUCGGGUUUGCGCUACUGGUGCUCGUGUUCGGGCUCGCGCACCCGUUCGGGGACGAGGAGGAGAUGACCUGCGACCCGAUCCGCAUCUCCAUGUGUCAGGAUUUAGGCUACAAUGUGACCAAGAUGCCGAAUCUGGUGGGAAACGUGCUACAAUCCGACGCCGAGCUGCAACUGACCACAUUUACACCCCUCAUACAGUACGGCUGCUCGAGCCAGCUGAAGUUCUUCUUAUGCUCCGUCUAUGUUCCCAUGUGCACGGAGAAGGUGCCCAUCCCGAUCGGGCCGUGCGGCAGCAUGUGCAUGUCCGUCAAACGGAAGUGUCUCCCAGUUCUCCAGGAGUUUGGCUUCGUGUGGCCGGAGCUCCUAAACUGCAGCCUUUUCCCGCCUACCAACGACCAGAAUCACAUGUGCAUGGAGGGUCCCGGAGACGAGGAUCCGCCAUUUCACGCUGUCCGUCCUGUGGCGCCGCAGGAGGAGGAGUGCAUUGCUUUGGGUGCCGGCGUGGAGCAGUAUGCAUGGGUGAAGCGCAGUGGGAGCUGCUCGCUGCAGUGUGGAUAUGACACGGGAUUGUAUCGCAGACAAGCUAAAGUCUUCACGGAUGUGUGGAUGGCGGUUUGGGCGGUCCUCUGCUUUAUUUCUACCACGUUCACCGUGCUUACAUUCCUAGUCGACUCCUCUCGGUUUUCCUAUCCAGAAAGACCGAUCAUUUUCCUCAGCAUGUGCUGCAAUAUUUAUAGUGUGGCGUUCAUCGUGCGGUUAACAGUCGGUCGCGAACGCAUUUCUUGCGAUCUGGAGGAAGCAGCAGUACCAGUGCUAGUGCAGGAGGGGCUUAAGAACACAGGUUGUGCCAUCGUUUUCCUCCUUACGUAUUUCUUCGGCAUGGCCAGCUCCAUCUGGUGGGUGAUCUUAACGCUCACGUGGUUUUUGGCGGCGGGCUUGAAAUGGGGUCACGAGGCCAUCGAAAUGCACAGCUCAUACUUCCACAUAGCAGCAUGGGCGAUUCCUGCCGUCAAGACUAUCGUCAUACUCAUCAUGCGAUUAGUGGACGCUGACGACCUCGCAGGGAUGUGUUAUGUGGGAAACCAGAAUCUUGAUGCGCUCACUGGAUUCGUUGUCGCACCGCUUUUUACAUAUCUGGUCAUCGGAACGCUGUUUAUUGCUGCCGGCUUGGUGGCGCUGUUUAAGAUUCGCUCCAAUUUACAAAAAGACGGAACGAAGACGGAUAAACUAGAAAGACUGAUGGUGAAAAUUGGUGUUUUUUCUGUGCUAUACACGGUGCCGGCUACUUGCGUCAUUGCGUGCUACUUUUAUGAAAUCUCCAACUGGGCUGACUUUCGUCAGACAGCACGGGAUUCGUACAUGGCGGCGGAGAUGCUGCGGAUUUUUAUGUCUUUGCUUGUUGGAAUCACGUCAGGAAUGUGGGUCUGGUCUGCAAAGACACUUCACACAUGGCAGAGAUGUUCCCACCGGCUUGUGCACACCGGCCGAAAUAAUCGCGUCAAACGGACUGCCAAUGGCUGGGUCAAACCGGGCAAAGGAAACGAGACGGUUGUGUGACCUGCACCCGCAGAUACUCUUGUCAUGUAGCACUAUCGUUCGCUCACUUUACGCAAAACGUUCUUAAAGAUGAUCUUACACUGGACGGUCCUGAUGCAGCAGUUUUUUUUCGUGUAAAUAUGCACUAUGCCUAACUUCAAACUCUCACUGAAGUGCCUUCGUUUGUACCGACAAGCUACUCAACCCAACCUGGUGCUGGAUUCUGGGAAAUGUAGUUUUUUUUUUGCUCCUCAGUGCCGUUUACCUCGCAAUACGUGAACUCCUGUGACAGAACGCUUACGAAACCUGAUCAAACUGCACAGCAAACAUGAAUUUCUCACUUCAUGUUUUUGGCUUGUUCUCCAGUACAAAAGAGACAAAAUCUAAAUUAAAUCUAAUUAUAUUGUUUUCUUAAGUUACAAACGUACAACAAAAACUAAAUAUAAGAUAUUUGUACUAAAAAAUAUUUCAAGAUGACUAUCAAAUUUUUUUUUGUUUGAAAAACAUAGUAAACUUAAGUGAGUUUAUGGAUAAAACUAUAAUAAAUAUCAACAUUUUUCAGGAAAUAACUUAUCGAAAAUAUCGAAAGUCAUUUUGCUUUGAGUUUUUAACAACUAUUAGAUAUUAUACUAGAAAACAAUUCAAGAUAACAAUUGAUUAAUUGCUUUCUGAAAAACAUUAACUUAAGUGUGUUUAUGGAUAAAACAAUAAAAGAUAUCUGACCUUUUUCUGAAAAUUUUCUUAAUAUCGAAAGUCAUUUUGCAUUGAGUUUUUAACAACUAUUAGAUAUGUGUAGUCAAACAAUGUAAGUUAAAUUCUUAUGUAUUGUUUUCUGAAAAUCGUAGCAAACUUUAAAAAAAAAAUACAUAUCUAGGACUCCAAGACUCUAAAUUUUAAGUCGCCUUGCUUUUUUCUUUUCUUUUUGGAGUAUUUAACAACAAUUUUAUAUUAACAACGCAAAAUGACAUGGAUAAAAAAUGUUAAAACAAGUACAAAUAUCUGAAAUUUAGCUUUUUAAACAUUUAUUCUAUAUUUAUACUAGAAAAUGAAGAUGACUUAAGUCUGAUAUGUUUUUCAUUUUAAGUCAUCUUGCUUCAUUAUCAAAAUGACUCAAUAUAAAGUUUUUUUCUGAUAAAUGUCAGAUAUUUGUUAAUGUUUUAGCCAUAAACUCGCUUGGGUUUGAUAGGAAACAAUGCAUCUUAGGCAAUUUUAAUAAUUUUCUAGUACAAAUAUAGUACAGUUGGUCUUAAAAAAAGCAAAAUAAGCCAUUUUAGUUUUUUUCUUUCUGAAAAUUGUCAGAUAUUUGUUACUGUUUUAGCCAUGAACUCACUUAAGUUUGAUAGUAAACAAUGCAUCUUAGGCAGUCUUACUUAAUUAUCUAGUACAAAUAUAGUACAGUUGUUUGUAAAAAAUAAUAAUAAUUAUUAUUAGUUUUAUAAUAUUAGUUUAGCCAUAUUAGUUUUUUUUCUUGAAAAAUGUCAGCUAUUUGUUAUUGUUUUAGCCAUUAACUCACUUAAAUGCAUUGUUUUUGAACAUGUAUCAAACCUAAGUGAGUUCAUGAUUAAAUAUAAUACAAACAUGCUAUAGUUGUUCAAAAAAGCUAAAUUACUUAAGUUUUUUCAAAAAAAUGUCAUAUAUUUGUAAUUGUUUUAAGCAUAAACUCACUUAAGAUGCAGUUUUCAAACAUGUAUCAAAAUUAAGCGAACUCAUGAUUAAAUCAAGAACAAAUAUAGUAUAGUUGUAAAAAAAGCUAAAUUAGUAAAUAUGAAGUUUUUUUCCUGAAAAAUGAUAUUGUGAAACAAUAUCAAAUGAGAUUUGAUAUUGUUUCAACCAUAAACUCACUUAAGAUGCAAUGUUUUUAAACAUGUAACAAACUUAAGCAAGUUCAUAAUAAAUCUAGUACAAAUGUAGUUUAAAAAAAGCAAAAUGACUCGAUAUUAAGGUUUUUUACUGAAAAAAUGUCAGACAUUUGCUAUCGUUUUAACUAUAAACUCAUUUAAGAUGCAGUUUUCAAAAAUGUAUUAAACUUAAGUGAGUUCAUGAUUAAAAUAAGUGCACAUAUAGUAGCAAAAAAGCUAAAUUAGUCAAUACUAUUAUUUUUUUUCCUGAAAAAUGUCAGAUAUUAGUUAUUGUUUAAACCAUAAACUCACUUAAGAUGCAUUAUUUUUAAACAUGUAUCAAACUUAAGCGAGUUCAUAACUAAAUCUAGUACAAAUAUAGUAUAGUUGUUAAAAAAAGAUAAAUGACUUGCAAUAUUUUGUUUAUUUUUUUCUGAAAAAUGGCAGAUAUUUGUUAUCGUUUUAACCAUAAACUCACUUAAGAUGCAUUACUUUCAAACAUGUAUAAAACUUAGGCGAGUUCAUGAUUAAGUCUAGUACAAAUAUAGUAUAGUUGUUUUAAGAAGCAAAAUUAGGCAAUAUUAAAUCUUUCUCUCAAAAAAUGUUAGAUAUUUGUUAAUGUUUUAGACAUAAACUCACUUAAGUUUGAUAGAAAACAAGGCAUCUUAAGUCAUCAUACUUCAUUUCUACUGCAAAUAUAGUACAGUUGUUUUAAAUAAGCUAAAUUAGUAAAUACUAAGAUUUUUCCUGAAAAGUUACUUAUGUUUGUUAAUGUUUUAGCCAUAAACUCACUUAAGAUGCAUUGUUUUGAACAUGUAUCAAACUCAAGUGAGUUCAGGAUUAAAUAUAAUACAAAUACAUUAUAGUUGUUAAAAAAGCAAAAUUAGUAAACAUUAAGUUUUUUUUCUGAAAAUUGUCAGAUAUUUGUUACUGUUUUAACCAUAAACUCACUUAAGAUGCAUUGUUUUCAAGUAUCAAAUUUAAGCGAGUUCAUGUUUAAAUCUAGUACAAAUAUAGUAUAGUUGUUAAAAAAGCUAAAUUAGUAAAUAUUAAGUUUAUUUUUUCCUGAAAAUUUUCAUAUAUUUGUUAUUGUUUUAGCCAUAAACUCACUUAAAUGCAUUGUUUUUAAACAUAUAUCAAACUUAAGCGAGUUCAUGAUUAAAUCUAGUACAAAUAUAGUAUAGUUGUUAAAAAAGCAAAAUAUGCCAAUAUUAACUUUUUUUCUGAAAAAUGUCAGAUAUUUGUUAUUGUUUUAUCCAUAAAUUCACUUAAGAUGCAUCGUUUUCAAACAAGUAUCAAUUUUAAGCGAGUUCAUGAUUAAAUCUAGUACAAAUAAAGUAUAGUUGUUGAGAAAGCUAAAUUAGUAAAUAUUAAGUUUAUUUUUUCCUAACAUUGUUCAUAUAUUUGUUAUUGUUUUAGCCAUAAACUCACUUAAGAUGCAUCGUUUUUAAACAAGUAUCAAACUUAAGCGAGUUCAUGAUAAAAACGAGUACAAAUAUCAGACAUUUUUCAGAAAACAAGACUUAAUCUCUGGACAUUCUGCUUUGAGUAUUUUACAAACAUUAGAUAUUUGUUCCCGGAAACAAGGCAAAAAUACUGGGUAAGAAAAUAAUUGGCAGUGCUGGUUUACACUUAAUGUUGGAAAUGUUUUAUUAUUUUUAUUGUGAAAUGAGAAUGUGAGCAGGUUGAAAUGCAAGAGAAGUAUAUGUAGAGGUUGCUUAAUAACAAGCCACUGCAGUUCUACUGUUUUAAGAUGCCUCAAACUUGUGCAAAUUUCCAAAUUGCCACAAAAAGUUGUCAAGAGCUAAAAAAAAAAGGCUUUAUAAAUGACUGCGCAGAGAUUUCACUAUAGUUGACCUUUAAUAUUUAGUUAUUUUUGAUAUGACAAAGUUAUGAUGCUUGUUUUGUUGUGUUUUUGUUUGCGCUGUCAGACACACUUUCACUCUGAAUAUGACACAUGACAAUCACUGAGCGGGCCUCCAUAGGGGCUCCCGUAGGGUCGCUGAAUGUACUGACCGAAGAAAAAAAGGUUUUAUUUUUAUACACGAACAAUUGAAGAAGUGCCUCACAUGCCGGUGGUACAGUCCUGGAUUUCAUGAAGGACUUCUGGAUCGAUUUGUACAUAAACUGAUGUUUGUUAGUUGUUGUUUUUGUGUUAUGAAAUGCUAAUUUAUCUUUGUAAAAAAAAAACUAAGGAAGUGAACAAAAAUGAAUUUAUUUAAGAAUGCUUUUGUAUCGAAUGACAAAAAUUAAACGUUGAAAACAAGUUUCAA